AUGUCGCUCACUGACAAAGCCCCGUUUGUAGUGAUGGAAACGAGGGAUUUUUUAUUUGUUUUGUUGGAUGCGACACUUAAUAAACUGGCUAGUUGCAGUAUGGGGAAGAUUUGUGUGGAAUUGUACUGGGUUCACGCACCAAAAGCCUGUCGAAACUUCAGCGAAUCAGUUCGACGAGGAUACUAUAAUGAGACAAUAUUCCAUGGAAUAAUCGCUGAUUUCAUGAUACAGGGAGGAAGGGGUGGAGCCUCGAUAUAUGGUGGCCGUUUUGCGGACGAAAUCUCAGUCAAGCUCAAGCAUAAGGGUGCUGGUGUUCUAUCGACGGCUAACACAGGUAUUCUACUAUUUCGCGUUUCCUACUGCUCGAUUAUGAUUUUGCUUCAGGCCCAAACGCGAAGGCUGCUUUCAUAG
Haemonchus placei is the source of this 411-nucleotide messenger RNA. The record is from the annotation of a GenBank genome assembly. NCBI's taxonomy places the organism in Eukaryota, Metazoa, Nematoda, Chromadorea, Rhabditida, Trichostrongylidae.